Messenger RNA from Paraglomus brasilianum, 705 nucleotides. The record is from the annotation of a GenBank genome assembly. Lineage: Eukaryota; Fungi; Glomeromycota; Glomeromycetes; Paraglomerales; Paraglomeraceae.
AUGUUUGGAUGUAUUGUAGCAGGGAGGUUGAUUCAAACCAACCUACAACAAGUGGAUGUGAAUAAAUACAUAUUUGAACUGCCAGACGCAGCUUCAAUCAAUCACAUUGUGGUAUUUCUACUGGGUACGAUUCCAUUCGAUCCGGGUUACGCUGCAACUGUACAUUUUCUAUGGCCGGAGAAAGAAUGGAAACCUCUUGGAAUGCUAUCAAAUGAAAAACCCAGCGCAAUAUUUCGUCUUCGUGGUUCCAUGGUCCCAGCAUUACAAUCUACUACAUUAUCCUCAUCAGGAUUCACAUAUACAACCCCCAGGUUAUUACCAAGCAGCACUGAAGGAAUGUCGAUGGACCUAAAUGAAAUGGCAGCAGCAGCAAAUGCGUCAGCGCCGGUUAUGGCCACACUUGGCAUCUCAAUAGAGUCGAUCGACGUAGUGGAAGCGCAAAUGAAAACGCUUCAAUCUCAAUUUCCUACGCCAUCGUUCACGCCUUCAUUUGACAAUCUUAUGUCAAUAGCCGCCAACGUACUAAAAAAUCUAUAUAAUUAUAUAACAUCAUUCUCAACGUCUAAUUUACCAUUCGGUGCGCAAAUUUUGGGAGACCCAGCAGGAAAUCAGUUUUUUCUGCCGAUGAAGGUCUUUCAAGAAUGGUACGGUAACUUUACGAGAAAGAUUAAAGUCGAUCCAGGCUUCCUACUGAAGAACGAGUAG